AUGGCGCGCGUAAGCGGAAUCCAUACAAAGCAGCUAGAUACAGCUGAAAGGCAGCGAAUUCGUACGCUUUACUUCGACGCGCAAAUGGGCCCUUCAGAAAUCGUUAAAAGGACCGGCUUUACAAAAGACCAAGUGCGUAACGCUAUACGCGCUAAAUCAGCUACGCCAGCACCACGUAGUGGCCGCCCACGAAAGCUCAACGCGCAACAGGAGGCUCAGCUUGUUGAAUAUAUAGUCUCCUCAAAGGCAGGCCGCCGGGCUAGUUUCCUUGAAUUAUCGGUUCUUCUCUUGAAAGGCCAGUUUGGUGCGUAUGCUAUACGCGCAACGCUUCGCCGCCUUGGCUUUAAGAGAUAUAUCGCACGCCGCAAACCUCCAAUUACGGAAGAGACCCGUCAGAAACGCCUCGCGUGGGCCCACGAGUAUGUGAACUGGACUGUUCAGCAGUGGCGUUCUGUUCUAUGGUCUGACGAGACCUGGAUUAUGGGCGGCUACUAUAAGAAACAGUACGUUACGCGCCGUCACGGCGAAGAGUGGGAUCCCACCUGUAUUAUCGAGCGACAUCAGCGUAAGCAAGGCUGGAUGUUUUGGGGCUGCUUUGCUGGGGAUGAGAAAGGCCCAGGCCUCCUCUGGGAGAAGGAUUGGGGUACGAUUUCAGCUGCUACGUACCAACAGCAUACAGUCCCUCUCAUCGAUAUGUGGAUUAAUAUAUGCCGUCGCACACGCGGCCAGGACUUAAUCCUCAUGCAAGACGGUGCCCCAAGUCACUCAGCUGCGAGUACGCUUGCUGAGUUCCAGCGACGAGGCGUACGGGUUCUACCAUGGCCACCGUAUUCGCCAGACCUAAACCCUAUUGAGGCCUGCUGGAAUAAAAUGAAGAACUAUAUUGAGGAUAAAUACGGCUUAAUUGAGAAGCCCUCUUGGGAGCAGUUACGCGCGUGGGUUAUGGAAGCGUGGAAUGCCCUCCCAGAAGGUUACCUCUGGGACCAGUUGGCUACGAUGCCAGACCGCUGCCGCGCAGUGAUUGAAGCCAAUGGUAUGCAUAUCAAAUACUGA
Messenger RNA from Colletotrichum truncatum, 1053 nucleotides. RefSeq lists its product as uncharacterized. Gene Ontology annotation, biological process: DNA transposition; DNA integration. NCBI's taxonomy places the organism in Eukaryota, Fungi, Ascomycota, Sordariomycetes, Glomerellales, Glomerellaceae. Gene Ontology annotation, molecular function: DNA binding. The record is from RefSeq and is a predicted model, not a curated record.